AUGGAGCCAUCGACCGUUUCUUAUUAUAAAACAGAGUACAUUGAGACGGAUACCGGAAACAAAGUUAGUCGUAAAUCUGUCAUUUGUGGAAGUCAAAAUAUUAUUUUAGGAGGAAAGACAAUAAUUCAAACAGACUGUGUAAUUCGAGGAGACUUGCGUCGUACGGGAGGUGGACAUGCAGUAGUCGUCGCAAUUGGUAGAUACUGUUUGUUGUCAAGGGGAAGUAUUAUACGACCACCUUAUAAAACAUAUAAAGGGGCAUUUAGCUACUACUCGAUGAAGAUAGGUGACCAUGUUACUAUCGGAGAGGGUAGUAUCGUAGAGGCGGCAACGAUUGGAUCAUUUGUGCAUAUUGGAAAGAAUUGCGUUAUUGGCCGAUUCGCAAUAAUCAAGGACUGUUGUCGUAUAGAAGAUAACACGGUGAUUCCACCAAACACCGUUGUUCCUUCUUUCUCAAUUUACGAGGGAUCUCCUGGAGUGUUUGUCGAUGAACUUCCAGAAUGUGUUCAAGAUUUAUAUGAAGCAAAGACCAAAGAUUAUUAUGCAAAGUUUCAACUUCGAGGGGAUUGA
Molecule: messenger RNA, 570 nt
Organism: Ambispora leptoticha
Lineage: Eukaryota; Fungi; Glomeromycota; Glomeromycetes; Archaeosporales; Ambisporaceae
Source: the annotation of a GenBank genome assembly